UUGCCGUGGUUGCAGGCCCGGCCCGCCCGCUUGCUCGUUGACAGCGAGACUUACAGCGGAGGGAAGUGGGUCCGUUGGUCUGCCGGGAACGAGGCUCCGGCGGCCCGGCCCACGCGGAGACGUUGCCAUGGCAGCCGCCGCCGGGGGCGCGGACGAGGAGCCGCGCUCGGGCCGCUCGAGCUCGGACGGCGAGUGCGCGGUGGCGCCUGAGCGGCUGACGGAAACAGAGGGCCUCUUUUCCUUCGCCGAUUUCGGGUCCGCGUUGAGUAGCGCCGCAGGGCUGCCGGGCCGGGAGUCCAGAGGGGCCCAGUCCCCGCUGCGCUACCUCCACGUCCUGUGGCAGCAGGACCCCGAGCCGCGCGACGAGCUGCGCUGCAAGAUCCCCGCCGGGCGGCUCAGGCGCGCGGCCAGGCCCCACCGCCGGCUCGGGCCCACGGGCAAGGAAGUGCACGCUCUGAAGAGGCUGAGGGACUCGGCCAAUGCCAAUGACGUAGAAACAGUGCAGCAGCUGCUGGACGAUGGUGUGGACCCCUGUGCAGCGGACGACAAGGGCCGCACCGCUCUCCACUUUGCCUCCUGCAAUGGCAAUGACCAGAUCGUGCAGCUGCUUCUGGACCACGGAGCCGACCCCAAUCAACGCGACGGGCUGGGGAACACACCACUGCACCUGGCGGCCUGCACCAACCAUGUCCCUGUCAUCACCACACUGCUUCGAGGAGGGGCCCGUGUGGACGCCCUGGACCGAGCAGGCCGCACACCCCUGCACCUGGCCAAGUCCAAGCUGAACAUCCUGCAGGAGGGCCACUCCCAGUGCCUGGAGGCUGUGCGGCUGGAGGUGAAGCAGAUCAUCCAUAUGCUACGGGAGUACCUGGAGCGCCUAGGGCGGCACGAGCAGCGUGAGCGGCUGGAUGACCUCUGUACCCGCCUUCAGAUGACCAGCACCAAGGAGCAGGUGGAUGAAGUGACCGACCUGCUGGCCAGCUUCACCUCGCUCAGCUUGCAGAUGCAGAACAUGGAGAAGAGGUAGCCGGAAGCCUCCCUGCCUUCCUGCCUGGCCAGCGCCCCACCUGUGUUCCUCAUCACAAAGGAAAAGCCCAUGUCUGGGACUUUGGGGGACAUUUUCCCGAUUGCUAGGGAGCAGAGAUGUAUUCUCCAUGACCAUGGAGUCGCCCCCAGACACUGUCUCUGUCAUUUCUGUGGGCCCAGAGGGACGUGGGUGGCCUCUGCAGCCGCACCCCAGCUGUGGCCCACAGGUUCCACUCAUAUGUGGCCUCCCUCGCAGGCCCAGGCCUUCUCUGGCUUCCUCUUGGCCGUGAGCUGGUUGCCAUGAACUGGCUUAGGAUGGGCACCCUCAGCCCAGGGCAGUGCGGACCUCUUGCCUGGCCUGCAAUUCUCACCAGCAUGUAGAUUUAGGCCCAUCAUGGUGACGCUUCAGUGAGUUUCACUGGUUAGGAGGAGAGGCAUGGGGACACUCAGACCUUACCAGGGUUAAGAAGGACCCUGCGGAGGCUGAGGCAGGAAGUCCCAGCCCUUUCCUCCCAGCUGCAGGAGCACCAGGAGGUGGGGCCUCUUGCAGCUUUGACUGCCAUGGGCUGAUAGCUGCCCACAUGUGCCAGUCCUCGUCCAGGACCUGUGACCCUUGGCUCAUCUGACAGAAGCUCAUGGAUAGAACAGGAUUCUGGGGCACACGAUCCCAAAUUACCUAGAUGGACCAGAUGUCAUGACAGAUUUUUGUAAGAGAGAAGCUGAGGGUGAGAGCAAGUAUGAGGCACGGGUGGAAGCUGCAUGCUGGCAGGGAAGGCACAGACAGUUGUGGAGGAGGUCCUGGGCAGCUGCCCUCCACAUGCCAGGGGCAAGGAGAGGGCUUUGCUGAAAGUCAGGAGGCACGGACACUGACGACGAUGCAGACGUGCGCUCAGUGAGACCAAUUUCAGCUCCAAGCCUCUAGAACUGUUCGAAUAAAUCUAUUGUGCAGCCA
Molecule: messenger RNA, 1978 nt
Organism: Octodon degus (degu)
Lineage: Eukaryota; Metazoa; Chordata; Mammalia; Rodentia; Octodontidae
Gene: Ankrd54
Product: ankyrin repeat domain 54
Exons: 8
Coding region: 128-1027 (299 amino acids)
Biological process (GO): regulation of intracellular signal transduction; regulation of protein kinase activity
Cellular component (GO): cytoplasm; nucleus
Molecular function (GO): protein kinase regulator activity; protein binding
Source: RefSeq, a predicted model, not a curated record